GCCCUGCUCUCUACCGCCUUUUUUUCUCUCAUGGCAACCUUAUGGGAACCACACCCUUAAGAAAAUUCUAAAAUGGAUUAAUUCAAAUUUCCAAAAAUUGGAAUGUUUCUGUUUUUUCAAACAGGCCCUAAAAUAAUGUUAUACAGAUGACCUUUGGAUAAGAACAAAAGCCAGCUUGCUUUCGGAAACUCAACGGUUGGAUUUUCCAAAUUUGAAGUCUAUCAUCUUAAUUGAUUCUCUUUCCACCAUUAUCGGACCGCUUUCUCCAAUCUGAUAAACACGAUCUAUCUCUACAUAUCCUGCUUUCCUGGUUUGUCUUGUAAAAUCUUCUCAUUUAUAUCUUUCUCUAAUAAACAUUUGACCUUAAAUUUGCAGAAAUCAGCGCAAAUUUGAGCGUGGAGAAAGCUUUAGUCUCAGUUAACAAUGGCGUUCCCUCUUCCUCAUGAUGCUCUUUUUCUCGGCUUCGAUAGUUCAACUCAGUCACUCAAGGCAACUGUUCUAGAUGCCGACCUCCACAUAGUUUCAUCAGAGACUGUCCAUUUUGACUCUGAAUUGGCCCAUUACAAGACCAGAGAUGGUGUUUACCGUGAUCCUUCCAUUAAUGGAAGAAUUGUUUCUCCCACUAUAAUGUGGGUCGAAGCUCUCGACCUUCUUCUCAGUAAGCUUUCUUCAUCAAAAUUAGACUUUGGAAAAGUGGUUGCAAUUUCGGGCAGUGGGCAACAACAUGGGAGUGUUUAUUGGAAAAAAAAUUCGCUGCAAUUGCUUCAGUCUUUGAACCCAAAGGACGCUCUCUCAUCUCAACUGAAGGAUGCUUUUUCCACAAACGAAUCACCAAUUUGGAUGGAUAGUACCACCACCGUCCAGUGUAGAGAGAUAGAGGAGGCAGUUGGGGGUGCAAUGGAGCUGUCUAAGCUCACUGGGUCAAGGGCUUAUGAGAGGUUUACUGGCCCUCAGAUUCGAAGGUUAUAUCAAACACAACCUGAAGUGUAUGAGAAAACAGAGAGAAUCUCUCUUGUUAGCUCAUUCAUGGCUUCACUGCUCAUUGGUGGUUAUGCAAGUAUUGAUGAAACUGAUGGGUCAGGGAUGAAUUUGAUGGAUAUUGAGCAUAGGGUUUGGGCUAAGGCUGCCUUGGAGGCCACAGCCCCUGGACUGGAGGAGAAGCUUGGAGCACUGGCUCCUGCCCAUGCUGUGGCUGGUUCUAUAGGCUCUUAUUUUGUUGGGAGGUACUCUUUCAAUAAGGAUUGCCUAGUUAUUCAAUGGUCUGGGGACAAUCCAAACAGCUUAGCAGGUUUGACCUUGAAUAGUCCUGGAGAUCUUGCAAUCAGUUUAGGCACCAGCGAUACUGCUUUUGGAAUUACCAAGGAGCUACGACCCGGCCUAGAAGGGCAUGUUUUACCUAACCCUGUUGAUCCAGGGUGCUACAUGGUGAUGCUCGUCUACAAGAAUGGUUCUCUAACAAGGGAAGAUGUACGCAAUCGUUGUGCUAAUAGCUCAUGGGAUACUUUCAACAAGUACUUGGAGCAGACUGCUCCACUAAAUGGUGGAAAGUUAGGGUUCUUCUUCAAGGAGCAUGAAAUUCUGCCUCCACUCCCAGUUGGAAUCCAUCGCUAUGUUAUUGAAAAUAUUGAGGCCGGAUCUGCGGAUGAGUCCAAGGAGCGUGAAGUAGAGGAAUUCGAUGCUCCUUCAGAGGUACGGGCAAUAAUUGAAGGCCAAUUUCUGUCAAUGCGAGCUCACACAGAGAGGUUUGGAAUGCCAACACCUCCAAAUCGGAUAAUUGCAACUGGUGGAGCAUCCGCAAAUAAAUGCAUUCUCAACUCAAUAGCUUCCAUUUUUGGAUGUGCUAUUUAUACAGUCGAAAGACCUGACUCAGCCUCGCUUGGUGCUGCCUUGAGGGCUGCUCAUGGUUGGCUGUGCAAGAAGCAGGGCUCCUUCGUGCCAUUCUCAUGCCUUUAUGAAAAUAAGUUAGAGAAAUCUUCUCUAAACCUCAGGCUCUUGACUGGCGCUGGUGAUAAAGACAUUGUUUCUAAGUACACCUUUAUGAUGAAGAAGAGGAUGCAAUUGGAGGAUCAACUAGUCAAAAAGUUCACGUGCAGAUGAAAUCGAACAGAUUUUAAGGUUAUAGGCACAAUAAAUUUAAUCUAUGGAAAUCAAUGUCUCUGACUGUUUACUGUGCUUCAUAAGUCUGCUUAGUGUUGAGCAGACAUGUCAGGGAGAAAGGCACUUUGUGCCCCUCUUAUGUUGGCUUCUUAAUAAGGCUAUAUGUACAUAUUUUUAGCUGGCUUAAUAAAGCUAUGGCGACACAUUUUGUAGUACUUUAAUCUUUUUAGUUAAUUCUGAAUUUCUGA
Messenger RNA from Amborella trichopoda, 2345 nucleotides. It is a transcript of the gene XK-2, whose product is annotated as xylulose kinase-2. Gene Ontology annotation, biological process: xylulose metabolic process; D-xylose metabolic process; phosphorylation. Lineage: Eukaryota; Viridiplantae; Streptophyta; Magnoliopsida; Amborellales; Amborellaceae. Gene Ontology annotation, molecular function: D-xylulokinase activity. Gene Ontology annotation, cellular component: cytosol. The record is from RefSeq and is a predicted model, not a curated record.